Molecule: messenger RNA, 2175 nt
Organism: Sordaria macrospora k-hell
Lineage: Eukaryota; Fungi; Ascomycota; Sordariomycetes; Sordariales; Sordariaceae
Source: RefSeq, a predicted model, not a curated record
AUGGCCGUGCUUCCACUGCCCGACAUCGGGACAUGGCUGUUUCGUCGCGGCGACUCGGAUCGCAAACGGGUCGCCGCCGAGAAUCCCGUCGCAAUUGUCAAACAGCUCGACGGCCACAUCAAGACACUCAAACUCAAGCAACCGGACCCGUCUCACUCUCACUCAGCACUCAAGGAUGCCGAUAAGGACGCCCUGGUGGGGGCCAUGCUGCUCAUGGGCAAGAGCCUCCAAGAUGCCCUCAACAUGUUCAUAUCCGAGGUACUGCCGCAUGACGAGUACCCCAAGGGAUGGAAUGAGGUCCUCUCUGGCACCCUCGGCGGCUUGCAUAGGGCCCUUACCGACACGCUGGUUACCCUGGAACGUCCUUCCGCUGAAGUCGGUCUCAGUAUGAAGCAGCAGCAGGAAUCGCUAAAGACUCGAACACUCAGUUUGGAGCUCGACGAGGCUCCCGUAAAACCUGGACUCAACAGAUCUGAAUCAGCACCAGCUGCCACAGUCCAAGGUGAAAUCUCACCCGACUUCCCACCUCUUGGUCCACCUCUCCGCCUCGCCCCCGUUCCCGAACGAUUCGAACCUGCCUAUGAAUACCGUGACCUAGCCGCCGAGAAUCCGGGUGUCAGCAUUGCCGUCAUCCAGGAAUUGCGCGCCGAAAUGCGCGUCAACGCCGCCAUACAGCUCGCCAUCGAAUCGCUCGAGUUCACCGAGGGCCAGCUGCAGCUGGUCAAGCAAGUGAACAAGGCCGCUGGCGGCGCCGGGGCUAACUUGGAGCCUGUUCAGCAACACUUCUACGAAGGAUACGAUCGCAUUCUUCGCCGGGCUGUGGAGUUGGAACGUCGGGACUGCAGCAGUGAGGUGCCUGUUCCGGUCCAACAACAAUCUCGUAACGAGAACCGGCCUCAAACAAGCCACACGCAAAGUUCUGCCCAGCUGAGUCCCACGUCUUGGAAGCCGCGCGCGCCGAGGAGGAUAAGUCUCGUUACUAUCCCGCCGCCUCACGAGGAGGAGGCCCUUGCUCGUGGUCAGAGACGGGGUAGUCAUACCCAGAAGAGACCUGGCACGGCACCGAAUGAUGAACGACCGCAACCCCACGGCCUCUCAAAAUCCCAACAACUACAACCAUCCAAUCAACAACCCACCCUCCGCCGCCGUCUCUCCCUAGCUGAAGAACUCGCCAUGGCCGGUAAUACCGAUUCUGACUCCUCCAACUACGGCGAUGAAGUCGACUAUGACUACGAUGACGAGGAUAACGACCACAGCUACCAGGAGGACGACAACGAAGACCACGAAGGCCACCAAGACGACGAGGAAGAAGACGAAGAAUUUGGUGAAUUCGGCGAAGUAGGCGAAGCAAGCGUCAUCCAAUCCGAACUCGGCAGCGGCAGUGAUCGGGAUCUAGCCAGUCCUCGGACGCCUGCUUAUGGGCCUGGAGGAGGGCUAAGUCCUGGAGUUGGACCUGGAGGUCCCGGAGGCUUUGUACAUGGCAUGGUCCAUGGUGGACUUGGGCUUGCUGCCGCAGCAGGGAAUGGGGACCAUCAUGACCUAAAUCACAUGCAACACUCCCGCAUGUCAUCACUCGAUUCUAUCCCCAUGAGCGAAGGCAUAGUGGGACAGAUACCUCCUAGCGAAUACGGGAGUCAAUUCGAUGGCGAAGGCAGCACCUACGGUGGUGGUGGCAGGGGAUAUGGAUGGGCGCACAGCAGACAGAUUUCAAACGUCAGUACUACUUUUGACGAUAGGAUAUCGUAUGUCCCGAGUACGCAGUGGGGGAAUGUUGAGUCUGUGGAGGAAGGGUACGAAGGGGAAGAAGAAGAAUACGAACAUCAUCAGCAACAAGGCCAACAACAAGGGCGAGAAGGAGAUGAGGAGGAGGAGGAAGAAGAAGAACUAAAAGGCCCCGGAGGUCGUCCCUUAUCAGGAUACUUCCCUGGCGCAGGUCGGUACGAUGGAGAGUACGACGACGAUAGGGAGUAUGGCGAUGACAUGGACGACGAAGAAGGGGAUGGUUAUGCGGAUGAAGAUGAAGGGAUGGAAGGAGGAGACCAUGAUGACGAGGGCAGUGGCGGGUCGGUGGAUGAGAACGAGGAGUUGACGGAGAUUAUUGAGCAGUUGAGGCCGUAUAUGAUGUUGGGUGGGGCGACGGGGAAUACGGGGAAUACGGGGAGGAUAUCUGCUUGA